UUGACCUUCUUCAAAUCUUGAAAAUAAACCAAGGUUUUGCAAAUAUGGGCGGUAGCUCAUGCUCAAGACCAGCACCACCACAGCCUGAACCAGAAUUCAAUGAACCAUGGAGAAAGUUUGAUUGGAAUCAGAGAGAUGUCUUGAAAAAGAAGCUAGAAGAAUUCACUCUCAGUAAUGAAGAUGUGAAGUACAUCAAGAUCCUGGUUGCUGGAGAAAUUGGAGCAGGAAAGUCCAGCUUUAUAAACUCGAUCAAUAAUGUCUUUCAAGAACGGAUCACCUCCAUAGCACUAGUUAGUUCAUCUGCUGGGCAAAGUAAAAGUUUUACAACAAAGCUCAAAGCAUACCGCAUUAAAAGUGGACACAAGUUCAUGCCUUAUGUCUUUACAGACAUAAUGGGCUUAGAAUCUAAAGCGUUGGCUGGGUCACAACCAGAGGACAUCAUCAAUGCUGUAUUUGGCCAUGUGAAGGAUGGAUAUGAAUUUGAUGAGUCGGAGCCAAUCGCUCAUGGGAAUGAACGUUUCACCAGUGACCCCAACCUCUCUGACCAGGCUUUCUGUCUGGUUUAUGUCGUAGCUGCUGAUACAAUAUCAUUCACGGAUGAGAAACUUAUUGACAAAUUGAAGAUCAUUCGCCACAGAAUCAGUCAAAGGGAUAUUCCUCAAGUCAUUGUCAUGACCAAAAUAGAUCAAGCAUGUCCAGUGGUGAAGAACAACCUAACAAGGGUGUAUCAUAGCAAGAAGAUCAAAGAGAAGAUGCAGACGUGCAGUGACUUGAUUGGUGUACCAUUGUGCAACAUCUUCCCAUUGAAGAACUACCAUGAUGAAAUCGACCCAAAUCCUGAUGUUGAUGUUCUGAUUCUGAAAGCACUUGAUCAGAUUGUUUAUCUUGCUCAGGAUCGACUUGAUAGCAACAGUAGCUGGUGACAUUCAGCCUAUACCAUCUGAAAAUAUCUUGAGAAGAUGAUAUUGCUCUUUUCUCUGCAUGUUAAAACAAAAGAGCUAUUAAGUUGAAUGAUGUUUUAUUAACGUAGUUCGGGAGGAGCACGUCAAAUAAACCACUUAAGUACUUCCAGCUGUCUAUAAUCAGUAAUCAACAAAUACUCUAGUACCACCAGCUGUCCAUAAUCAGUAAUCACCAUAUCUACCCAAUCAGCACAAAGGCAAGCCAUAUAUAAGUCACAGUUUAACUCUCCAAAGAUCCUCUGCAGUCUUCAGAAGCUCUAGACCAUGGGUCUCCAAACUUUUUGUUAGCAAGGGCUACCACAAUGGAUAAAACAAUCUGGAGGGCUACUUUUUGAUAUAGUCUACUCAAAACUUUUUGUUUUACUUGUUAAUAUGUUUUAGUAUUGUUUAAAAUGUUAACAUACGUAAACCAAUCCAAGCUAAUAUAAAAAAUAUGUAAUAAAUAUUACAAUUGAUUAUUAAUAGUGAUGGCCAAACGAGGCUUCCUGAACCAAUGAGGCUUUCCAGCCCAUUGGUUUGCCAAAAGGUUCAUUAACCCGAAGCCUCAUGAAACACUGUGCUCUCCAGUGACACCUGCUGUGCAAAGCAAUGUAUCGCACACGCACACAAAUCUAUUCAUUUUGAGCAACCAAAUUGUCAUGGUGUGGGCUUUUGAAUAAAGUAUAUUAAAGAAAGUA
This is a messenger RNA of Misgurnus anguillicaudatus (oriental weatherfish), 1639 nucleotides long. The record is from RefSeq and is a predicted model, not a curated record. Lineage: Eukaryota; Metazoa; Chordata; Actinopteri; Cypriniformes; Cobitidae.